GGGCGGGGCGGGCGCUGACCGCCUUCUCCGCGCGUCCCGCCGGAGGGGAGCCCGCGCCGCCGCGCCCGGGCCGCCGGCGAUGAUCACCUAGGAGGCCGGCGCGGGCGGGCGCGAGCGACGGAGGAGCCGGGCGCGGCGACACGCGGCCAUGCAGUGGGAGCCGCCGGCGGCGGAGGAGCCCGGGCCCCCGGGGCGGCGGCGGCGGCGGCGGCGCCGCGAGGGCUGGACGCGCACCGUGCGCUCCAACCUGCUGCCGCCCCCGGGGGUCGAGGACCCUGCGGCGGGCGCGGCCACGGGCGCGCGGCGGCGGCUUCGUGCGGGCGCCCAGCACCUGGCCGACAACCGGCUCAAGACCACCAAGUACACUCUGCUGUCCUUCCUGCCCAAGAACCUGUUCGAGCAGUUCCACCGCCUGGCCAACGUGUACUUCGUCUUCAUCGCGCUGCUCAACUUCGUGCCGGCGGUGAACGCCUUCCAGCCGGGGCUGGCGCUGGCCCCCGUGCUCUUCAUCCUGGCCGUCACGGCCUUCAAGGACCUGUGGGAGGACUACAGCCGCCACCGCUCUGACCACGAGAUCAACCACCUGGGCUGCCUCGUCUUCAGCAGGGAAGAGAAGCAAUACGUGAACCGAUUCUGGAAAGAAAUCCAUGUGGGAGACUUUGUGCGUCUUCGCUGCAAUGAAAUCAUCCCUGCAGACAUUCUGCUGCUGUCUUCCAGUGACCCCGAUGGGCUGUGCCACAUCGAGACUGCCAACUUGGAUGGAGAGACCAACCUGAAGCGACGGCAGGUGGUCCGUGGCUUCUCAGAGCUUGUCUCCGAAUUCAAUCCUUUGACGUUCACCAGCGUAAUUGAAUGUGAGAAGCCAAACAACGACCUGAAUAGGUUCCGUGGUUGCAUCAUACACGACAGUGGGCAGAAGGCCGGGCUGUAUAAAGAAAACCUGCUGCUGCGGGGAUGCACCAUCAGAAACACAGAAGCCAUCGUCGGCAUUGUCAUCUACGCAGGACACGAAACCAAGGCACUGCUGAACAACAGUGGGCCUCGCUACAAGCGCAGCCGGCUCGAGAGGCAGAUGAACUGUGAUGUGCUCUGGUGCGUCCUCCUCCUCGUCUGUAUGUCUCUGUUUUCAGCAGUUGGACACGGACUGUGGAUGUGGCGGUAUCAAGAGAAGAAACCAUUAUUUGAUGUCCCUGAGUCCGACGGCAGCUCUUUGUCCCCAGUCACAGCUGCAGUGUACUCCUUUCUGACCACGAUAAUAGUUCUGCAGGUUUUGAUCCCAAUUUCCUUAUAUGUGUCUAUUGAAAUUGUUAAAGUAUGCCAGGUGUACUUCAUUAACCAGGACAUAGAGUUAUAUGAUGAAGAGACAGACUCACAGCUGCAGUGCCGAGCUCUGAACAUCACAGAAGACUUGGGGCAGAUACAGUAUAUCUUCUCAGAUAAAACUGGCACUUUAACUGAGAAUAAGAUGGUUUUCCGAAGAUGCACUGUGUCUGGCAUAGAAUAUUCCCAUGAUGCAAAUGCCCAGCGUCUGGCCCGGUACCAGGAGGCGGACUCAGAGGAGGAGGAGGCGCUUCCCAGAGGGGGCUCUCUGCCCCAGCGCGGCAGCACCGGGAGCCACCAGAGCGUCCGCGCCACGCCCAGGAGCCAGAGCACCAGGUCCCACCGGCGCACGGGCAGCCGGGCCGAGGCCAGGCAGGCCAGCAUGCUGUCCCAGCACACGGCGUUCAGCAGCCCCAUGGAGAAAAACAUUACGCCUGACCCAAAGCUGUUUGAGAAGGUGAGUGAAUGUGACAGGUGCCUGGCCAUCGCAAGGCACCGGGAGCACCCGCUGGCCCACCUCUCACCCGAACUGUCCGACGUUUUUGACUUCUUCAUCGCGCUCACCAUCUGCAACACAGUAGUAGUCACAUCGCCGGAUCAGCCACGACAAAAGGUGAGGGUGAGGUUUGAGCUGAAGUCCCCCGUGAAGACCAUAGAAGACUUCCUCCGGAGGUUCACGCCCAGCCGCCGGGCUGCGGGCUGCAACGGCCUCGGCAGCCUGGCCGCCAACAGGGGCCAGCACAAGCCGGGCUCCGGCUGCCUGUCCGGCCCGGCCCGCGUCAGCGCUCCGCUCGGGCCCGAGGAGCAGCCAGGCCAGCCCGUGGCGCUCGCCAGCAACGGUAUCAGCGAGCCGGGCAGCGGGGCCUCGCGGCGCACCGCCCGCGGGCAGGCACCGGAGCUGCGCUACGAGGCCGAGAGCCCCGACGAGGCGGCGCUCGUGUACGCCGCCCGGGCCUACAGCUGCGCGCUGGUGGACCGCCUGCCCGACCACGUGUCGGUGCAGCUGCCCCAGCUGGGCAGGCUCACCUUCGAGCUCCUGCACACGCUGGGCUUCGACUCCGUCCGCAAGAGGAUGUCAGUGGUCAUCCGGCACCCCCUCACCGACGAGAUCAGCGUCUACACCAAGGGGGCCGACUCGGUGCUCAUGGACCUCCUGCUGCCCUGCUCCCCAGAUGACGCCAGAGGAAGGCAUCAGAAGAAAAUCCGAAGCAAGACUCAGAAUUACCUCAACCUGUAUGCAGUGGAAGGCCUGCGCACUUUGUGCAUCGCCAAGAGGGUCCUAAGUAAAGAAGAGUAUGCCUGUUGGUUGCAAAGCCACUUAGAAGCAGAGUCCUCCCUGGAAAACCGCGAGGAGCUCCUUUUUCAGUCUGCCAUUCGCCUGGAGACCAAUCUUCACCUGUUGGGUGCCACUGGGAUUGAAGACCGCCUGCAGGAUGGAGUUCCCGAAACCAUCACUAAACUGCGUCAGGCAGGCCUGCAGAUUUGGGUUCUCACCGGGGACAAACAGGAAACAGCCAUCAACAUUGCGUACGCCUGCAAACUGCUGGACCACGACGAGGAGGUCAUCACCCUGAAUGCCGAAUCCCAGGAGGCAUGUGCGGCCCUGCUGGACCAGUGCCUACACUACAUGCAGUCCAGGAGCCCCCACAGAACCCCUGAGAAGAUCACAAGCACUGUGAGCGUGGGGUUCUUCCCCCUCUGCCCUCCCCCUGCGCCCUCCACCUCUGGCCCCAUCCCGAGCCUCGUGAUCGAUGGGAGAAGUCUGGCCUACGCCCUUGAGAAAAACCUGGAGGACAAGUUUCUCUUCCUCGCUAAACAGUGCCGGUCAGUCCUUUGCUGUCGCUCGACACCCCUGCAGAAGAGCAUGGUGGUGAAGCUGGUCAGGAGCAAGCUCAAGGCCAUGACCCUGGCCAUCGGAGACGGAGCCAACGAUGUCAGCAUGAUCCAGGUGGCCGAUGUGGGUGUGGGGAUCUCGGGCCAGGAGGGCAUGCAGGCAGUGAUGGCCAGUGACUUUGCAGUGCCGAGAUUCCGGUACCUCGAGAGACUCUUAAUCGUUCAUGGACAUUGGUGCUAUUCCCGACUUGCCAACAUGGUGCUGUACUUCUUCUACAAAAACACAAUGUUCGUAGGCCUCCUGUUUUGGUUCCAGUUUUACUGUGGCUUCUCUGCAUCUGCCAUGAUUGACCAGUGGUACCUGAUCUUCUUUAAUCUGCUCUUCUCGUCACUUCCCCAGCUCGUGACUGGGGUGCUGGACAAGGACGUGCCGGCCAACAUGCUGCUGACCCAGCCCCAGCUGUACAGGAGCGGCCAGAACAUGGAGGAAUAUCGGCCACAUACCUUCUGGUUGAACAUGGCCGACGCUACCUUCCAGAGCCUGGUUUGCUUUUUCAUUCCUUACCUGGCUUAUUAUGACUCAGACACAGACGUGUUUACCUGGGGAACGCCCAUCACUGCGAUUGCACUGUUCACCUUCCUGCUGCACCUGGGUAUUGAAACCAGGACCUGGACCUGGCUCAACUGGAUAGCUUGUGGCUUCAGUAUCCUUUUAUUUUUCACUGUGGCUUUGAUUUACAAUGCUUCUUGUGCAACGUGUUAUCCUCCAUCCAACCCUUAUUGGACUAUGCAAACAUUAAUGGGCGACCCCGUGUUUUACUUGACUUGUCUCAUAGCACCUGUUGCUGCACUGCUGCCCAGAUUGUUUUUCAAAGCACUGCAGGGGAGCCUCUUCCCCAACCAACUGCAGCUGGGGCGCCAGUUGGCCAAGAGAUCCCCCAAGAAAUGCAAUGCUCCCAAAGAGACCUUUGCUCAGGGACAGCUCCCGGGAGAACCGAGAACAGAACCAUCCAAACAGAAGAGCAUCAGUAUGUCUGGAGUCCCCUCUCAGGACCGUACCUCACAGGUGUCUUGGCAUGCACAACAGCCAGCCUGCUCCCCAGAGAGCAGUGGGGAGCCCAGCAUGGUGGACAUGACUGUGCCUUUGAGGGAGGACACCUUGCCUCAGGGACUGAGCAGGCAGGCCCCCGGGGCUAACAGGCCAGGGGAGACUGUCCUGGGAGGAUGUCCUGGGGACCCCAAGAUGAAUCCCACCAGCACCAGCAGGGCAGCCCCCCUGUCACCCAUCUUCAGCCUGCCCAGCUUCAGCUCACUCAACUGGAUUUCCUCCCUGUCGCUGGUCAGUGGGCUGGGCAGUGUCUUAAAGCUCUCCCAGCAGCCUGCAGGUGGACCAGCAGGAGGGCGAAUUCCCGCCCAGCCCCCCUCAGCCAGACCAGGACCUGUGUGGCCGUCAUGGGCAGACCACGGACUACUUCUAGGAGCAUCUUCUGGUCGCUGCAACUGAUGGCAGUAUAAGUGAAAACCUUGAAAUGGCCAAUUUUUUAAAAUAACAUAGAUGUUAAUAUUAUUUAUGUUUAUUAUUUGCACAGAUUUCUAGUGAGAUGUAUUUUAUAUAUUUCCACAGCUAACGCAGGAAAUGAAAGGUACCAAAAAAGAAAGUUUAUUUUUUAAAAGUUCUAAGUAGAGUAUAUUGAAAAGAAAAAAAAAGAGCUUUAACAUAUAUGAAAAUGUAAAGAAGAGUGACACUUGAAAAGUGUGUUUAGAUUUAUUUUUUCAUCUCAUUUUAUAAGAAAAUGCAGUCUGACUGGUUUUGUUCAACGUGGUGACCUUUGCUUUCCCCGUGUGUAAAUGUGUGUGAGCGUGGGGAGCCCAGCCAGGUGUGGACUGCAGUUGGGGAGCUGACGGGUUUUGGGGACAGGGAUCAGGGCGGGGGAAACAUGGCCCCCCAGCAGUAAAUCCCCACAGUCUGUCUGCCUGUUCCACUAACCUGCGAGGGUGGGGCCUCCACCCAGGAAAAGGGAAGUGAGACCUCGAGAAACACACUUGAGGUUCAGUCAGUCAGUUCUACACAGGCAUUUCGUAAAGAUCGCCUUGUGGUUACCACAGUCCCUGUGUAGGGUCUGCCUGUCAAAACCAUAACAAGCAAUAAACAGCCUUCACUUUGCAAAGAAAGCGUGUCCGGUGCCACUGUUGUGUGAAGUGAUUAGCAUGUGACCUGGCAAAACCUGUUCUGAGUUGCAGGCACUUUCUCAUGGCGAGUCCUUGUAGACACCAUGAAGGAGGCAGCUGGGUGGCAUCCAAGGUGCACACCGAGGCUGACCCGCGUCAGUGCUCAGCUCCCUGAUCAGGCCCUCAGUACCCACCAGGCCCUUCCUGCCGUGAAGCUAAGCUUGUUCAGUAUCUUUAGGCAUUUGUCCUAUGUGUUGUUAUUUCUGCCCUGUAAACGUAGAAAAGGAGGGGAAAGAAUUUUUUAAAUCCAAGGCAUCAUAUUAGCAUUCCUUCUUCAGAGCCCUCUGUUCUUUGCCAAUAGUUGUGAGUCGCCUGCUUGCUCAGCCUGAGAUAUGAAAUGGGCACGAUGUGCUCCCUUAGGGCCCCUGUGGCUGCCCAUCUCUGAGAAGAGCAGUGGACAGAGGGUGGAGGAUGUCAGGACUAAGCCUGAGGAUAGCAUACCAGGGAAUGGCUAGUUAUCCAGCAUAUGUGACUCACUGAACAGGACAGCAAACCAGUCAAGCCAAAAGGGAGUAUAACACAGAGAAGACAAGUAGUGACUCUGUAGCAUCUUACUACACUGAUGGACAGUGAUUGCAGUGGGACCGGGGAACUUGGUAAUAUGGGUGAAUGUUGAAAACACAAUGAUGGUUAUGUGCAACCAUCAUAAGAUUAUAUAUCAAUGAUACCUUAAUCUAAAAAAAUGUUUUUCUUGUGUUGGUGUUGUAUUGGUAAAUGAGAUUUUUUCCUUCCCACCGUAAUAGACAAUAAUCCAGUUUCAUUCUCUACAUGUAGCCGUCCAGUUUUGCCAGCACCAGUUGUUCAAAAGGCUGUCAUUUCCCCAUUGUAUAUACAUGGCUCCUUUAAAGCCGGGGAGUGUAAUGCCCCCAGCUUUAUUCUUCCUUCUCAGGAUUUCUGUGGCUAUUCGGGGUCUUUUGUGGUUCCAUUUGAAUUUUAGAACUAUUUGUUCUAGCCCAUUGAAGAAUGUCCCUGGUAUUUUGAUAGGGAUUGCAUUGAAUCUGUAGUUUGAUUUCGACAGGAUGGCCAUUUUGACAAUAUUAAUUCUCCCUAUCCAUGAGCAUGGGAUGUAUUUCUAUUUAUUGGUGUCUUCUGUAAUUUCUCUCGAGUGUCUUGUAGUUUUCAGGGUAUAGGUCUUUCACCUGCUUGGUUAGGUUUAUUCCUAGGUAUUUUAUUCUUUUUGAUGCAAUUGUAAAUGGAGUUGUUUUCCUGAUUUUUCUUUCUGCUAGUUCAUCAUUGGUAUAUAGGAAUACAACAGAUUUCUCUGUCUUAAUUUUGUAUCUUGCAACUUUACUGAAUUCAGUUAUUAGUUCUAUUUUGGGGUGGA
Manis pentadactyla (Chinese pangolin) is the source of this 6706-nucleotide messenger RNA. RefSeq names its product ATPase phospholipid transporting 10A (putative) (gene ATP10A). Gene Ontology annotation, biological process: phospholipid translocation. The record is from RefSeq and is a predicted model, not a curated record. Gene Ontology annotation, cellular component: plasma membrane. Gene Ontology annotation, molecular function: ATP binding; ATPase-coupled intramembrane lipid carrier activity; magnesium ion binding. NCBI's taxonomy places the organism in Eukaryota, Metazoa, Chordata, Mammalia, Pholidota, Manidae.